Molecule: messenger RNA, 768 nt
Organism: Pseudomassariella vexata
Lineage: Eukaryota; Fungi; Ascomycota; Sordariomycetes; Amphisphaeriales; Pseudomassariaceae
Exons: 1
Coding region: 1-768 (255 amino acids)
Source: RefSeq, a predicted model, not a curated record
AUGACAGACUCCAUGGCAGGUGGUUGUGCCUGGUUGUAUACCGACCCCUACGCAUACCAGUAUGCGGAAAUACUCCAGGAAUUUUCGCACUUGAGAACGCAGCCAGCAAAGGAAGACCUUCAAAGACUAGCUGCUGCUGGCAGCGGUCAAUUGGCCGAGUUGGAUGGAGAGUCGAAAACAGGGACGACAACUGCGUGGUAUUUAGCACCGCAGCCAGAGUCAACACAGGCAGGCAGCACUCGCUUCGAGUUAGAUGACACGACAACCAAAGUGAAGCCCACGCCGGAAUAUCCCCAUGAGCUCCCAGCCGUCAACGAAAUCGUGCACCGCUUCGAGCUAGAAGGCUCCUCGGCCGCACCCACCCCGAGGCCAUCACGAGCCGGUUCUAUUCACAACCAUCCCCUUGCCUCAGCCUGCCUACUGCCGCAGAAGCCAGCCUUUCCACGAAAUGACUUCGCUGGUGUCAAGCUAGAGCUCAACUGUCCUACACACCACACGGCGGGUGUUGGGUGCUGUGCCCCUAUUCCCUUGAGCACACUUUCGCCGGUCCAUCCUACGCCGGUUCGUCCUACGCCGGUUUCGGCUCCGCCGCGUCCACGACAGAGUCUGCCUCCAGAAAAAGCGGGAAAGCACAAGGCGACGCAUUCGCAGUGCAGUCGUGACUUUGAUUCGAUCCUCCGUCGGUUGUCGGAGAUUGAAGUGCGCCCGCCAGCUUCAAGGACGAGGGCGUCUCGGGAAUGCGAUCGGUAUGGUACUUGGGGCGCUUGA